Messenger RNA from Botrytis byssoidea, 600 nucleotides. RefSeq lists its product as uncharacterized. The transcript is spliced from 2 exons. Bases 1 to 600 code for a protein of 199 amino acids. Lineage: Eukaryota; Fungi; Ascomycota; Leotiomycetes; Helotiales; Sclerotiniaceae. The record is from RefSeq and is a predicted model, not a curated record.
AUGACUUUAAGCGACCACGAUGACGGCAGUCAAUCCACCCAAGUCGAGCAUGUUGUCAGCAAUCACGGCGAUGGUAGCCAAUCCGUCCAAGGAAAGCAGGCUGACAACAACCACGAUGAUGGUAGCCAAUCUAUCGAGGGAGAGCAAGCAGAUAGCAAUCACGGCAAUACCGGCGACAAUGUUCAGAUGAUUGUCGACCUCGAGUUUUCCCAGCUGAAGUCGCCCCAGGAAAUUAAAGCUCUUUUACAGGCUCUUAUCGAAUACGCUGCGGUCAUCCACGACGUCAAGAUUCUCAUCAAGGCCCCCAAAGAGCAUCGCAGUGUCACGGCGCGCGAACGUAGAAUUGCUACCGUCUCCAUGGUCAUUUCCAUUUUGAACACCUUCCAUCUCGCAAAAGUGGAGGUCAUCGCCUGUCUCGACGACUACGAUAGUUUUGAGCAACUCCAUCCUACUAUCGCCGCAUAUCGGUUGCGACUUCGCAAUUGGACUUUGGCGUACGAGAUUUUAGGUCUCGAUGGCACGUGGGAAAUCCCUGUAGACAGCAAGGAUGAAUUGAGACUUCGUCGUCAUUACAAAAAACAUUUUUUCAAGAAAAGUUAA